AUGUCAUCUGUAUUGGACGCUGAACGCGCCCCCAAAAAGCGGAAGCUUGAUGGCAAAAACACGAUCAAGGUUGGCAACAAAGUAAUUUCUCUCGAGGGGUAUCUCAACCCCCCAGCAAAGAAAAAAGAAGCAGAAGUUCAACAACGUCCAACGGAAGAGCUGCGGUCUGUUCAGGAGACAGAAAUUGAUGCCACGUCAGACGCAUUAGUCAAAGAUUCAAAGGAUUCGCACCAAACAGCUCCGACCUUCAUCAAGCAUUCGUCGAAGACAUCCCAGGAUCGAGACAGGCCAAAAUUUGACAAAAGAGGCCCAAGAUGGAGAGAAGAUCCUGCCUUGUUGAAGAUCAGGCAAAAGUUACCCAUCUGGGCACACCGAGAAGAGAUACAAGCUCGUGUACGCCAUAAUGAUGUACUCCUUCUUGUCGGUGAAACUGGUUCCGGAAAAAGUACUCAAAUACCUCAGUUCUUGGUCAGGGAGCCGUGGUGUAGGAGACAAAUUGUCAGUAUCGCAGGGGCAAGAGAAGUCAGUGUCGGUGGCAUGAUCGCAGUCACACAACCACGUCGAGUAGCCGCCACGACUUUAGCGCAUCGAGUUUCUCGCGAGGCUGGGACGCCUCUCGGUGAGAGCCGUGACGGACUAGUUGGAUACUCAGUUCGUUUUGAUCACCAGGUCCCCAAGGGCACGAAGAUCAAGUUCCUCACCGAAGGUAUGCUUCUUCAGGAGCUUCUGAGAGAUCCAGAUUUGAAACAAUACAGCGCCGUUAUCGUUGACGAAAUCCACGAGAGAAGUGUUGACGUGGAUCUGGUGUCCGGAUUCCUUAAGCAAAUCCUGCUUGGUAGCAGGAAGGGCCGCGGCGGCAUACCACUGAAGGUUGUUGUCAUGAGUGCCACAGCCGAUGUUGAGCGCAUUCAAAGCUUUUUCUCUGUGCAUGGCCCUGAAGAAAAAAGCGGUAGUGACGACUUGGUCAGCAAGAAGAGCAACUCUGUUGGAGUACUGAAAAUUCAGGGCCGGCAGUACCCGGUCAAGACGAUACAUACUCCCCAACCGGUGCCGGAUAUCCAGGAAUCUUUGUUGAAGACGAUUUUCAAAAUCCACAUGGAAGAGCCGCUUCCUGGCGACAUUCUUGCUUUCCUGACCGGACAAGAGGAAAUCGAAUCCGCGCAGUCGCUCCUCGAGGAGUACGCCGCAACAUUGGCCUCCAACGUUCCCAAGAUCAAGGUUCUACCCUUGUACGGCCAGCUUUCGAUAGAAGGACAACACGCAGCUUUCCAGCCUGUCAAGGGAGGUUUCACGCGGAAAAUUGUGCUAGCCACCAAUAUUGCUGAGACGUCCGUCACCGUACCCGGUGUACGUUACGUGGUGGACGGCGGCAAGGCCAAGGUUAAGCAAUUCCGCGCUCGCCUCGGUAUGGAAUCAUUACUAGCAAAACCUAUCUCCAGGUCUUCCGCCAUCCAGCGAACAGGCCGUGCUGGUCGUGAAGGCCCUGGCAAGUGCUUCAGGCUAUACACUGAAGGCACAUUCAGUACACUCGAGGAAACAGACUUGCCAGAGAUCCUGAGGAUCGAUGUUCUGGGAGCUGUCUUGACGAUGAAAGCACGAGGCAUUGAUGACAUUCUCGGGUUUCCCCUUAUGGACACCCCGGAUGUGGAAGCCAUCGAACGAGCACUAGUCAGCCUUCAUGGACUAGGUGCUUUGGCAGACGACGGCACAAUCACUGAGCCCGGCCGCAAGAUGGCCGGAUUUCCCAUCUCUGCGGCGUUUGGUGCGGUCCUGCUUGCCUCCGCCAAGCCAGAAUUCGACUGCGUCCUAGAGACGAUAGACGUCAUCUCCUGCAUCACGUCUGGCGACGACAUCUUCCAUCAGCUGCAGUCGGAAGAACAACGCGAAGAAAUUGAAGAACUUCGCAAGGAGCUCUACCGCCGGGAAGGCGACAUCCUAACAUAUCUUACUACAAUGCAACAAUACGCCGCCGAGAACGCCGAUCGCAUACAGUGGUGCAAGCAGAGAAAGGUCAACAUUCGCAACAUGAAGACAGCGCUCAACAUCCGCAGGCAACUGCGCAGCCUCUGCCUCAAAGAAGGUCUCCUUACAGAGGCUCCACCACCUGACCCCCAGCCCUUUACUCCUCUGGCUCCGGAACAGGCCGAAGCUUUGCUCAAAUGCUUCCUCCGCGGCUUCGUGUCCAAGACGGCCAUACUGGCGCCGGAUGCGAGCUACGUCACGUCACAAGGCAAGCACGUUGUGGCCAUUCACCCGUCUAGUGUGCUACACGGGCAGAAGAAGGAGGCCAUCAUGUUUCUUGAGCAUGUCUUCACGCAGAAAAACUAUGCUAAGAAAGUAAGCAUCAUCCAGGCCGACUGGAUUGUCGAGGCGUUUGAGGGGCACUGA
Molecule: messenger RNA, 2388 nt
Organism: Colletotrichum scovillei
Lineage: Eukaryota; Fungi; Ascomycota; Sordariomycetes; Glomerellales; Glomerellaceae
Product: helicase associated domain-containing protein
Exons: 1
Coding region: 1-2388 (795 amino acids)
Cellular component (GO): intracellular anatomical structure; catalytic step 2 spliceosome
Molecular function (GO): RNA binding; ATP binding
Source: RefSeq, a predicted model, not a curated record